Filobasidium floriforme is the source of this 975-nucleotide messenger RNA. RefSeq lists its product as uncharacterized. NCBI's taxonomy places the organism in Eukaryota, Fungi, Basidiomycota, Tremellomycetes, Filobasidiales, Filobasidiaceae. Bases 1 to 975 code for a protein of 324 amino acids. The transcript has 6 exons. The record is from RefSeq and is a predicted model, not a curated record.
AUGUACAGUAAGAGGUCUCGAAGAUGUUCAUCUCUUCUCGAAUCUGCUUGUCUCGGAGAGCCCAAGAAUACGGUACAGGCCCUGCGAGUUCGUAUCCAGUUCAAUCAGCAAACAAGGUUUCGACUGCGUCGCGCGCGUGACCCAUGGUUCGAUCGACUCGCUUCGUUUAUCAAGGUUUUGGCUGUCGGUACCGAAGGAUGUCUCAUGAUGGAGGACAAGCUUUCGAAGAUCCACCCACGAGUCUCCUGCCAGCUGAUUGGGACAAGUGUUGAUGGCACCACUACUGACUCUCGUAUUGCUUCCAUGCUGAAUGACUGUACGAGUACAAAACCGCAUGUCAAAAACUGCAUAAUUGCCAAAACACAAAAGCUGAUUGUACUAGCACAAACACCAUCGACCGUUCAGAAUCGUUAUUACUACUACUAUAUAACUACAUUCCCCGAGAAAGUGCUUGAACUCAAACGUCUCCACACUUCGAGAUCCGCAGCUCAAACACUCGCAAGCAUGUCUUUCACCAUCAUGCUCCUCUUGGCCACUUCCUGCCUGUUCGACCUAGCUCUGGCGGCUACGAAGACCAACUCCCGAUCCAGUACCAAGACCGGCGUCUCCAGGACCACCGUCACCAAGUACAGGAAAAAGGGCAAGCCUGUCCCCUGGAGCGAAUUGAGCAAGGGCGCUAAGAUCGCCGUCUAUGUCGCCUGUGGGUUUGCCGGGUUGAUCCUGCUCGUCAUCUUGGCCCUGUUCCUGCGCAGGAGGUCCAGGAACACCUUCGAGAGCAAGGUAGAAGAACCCGAAGCUACGAGCGAGGAUGUCACGCCCUACGAAAAGACUCAAGCUGAACAAAACAGCUGGGCUAUCCCUCCUCCCGGACAAGAAGGAAGCCCUUCUUACUUCGCUCCGAUGGAUCAACCGACCUCAUACUCUGCUCCUAUCGGUCAACCUCCUCAACACAACGAAGGUGUCCAAGCUCGUUGA